This is a messenger RNA of Oppiella nova, 832 nucleotides long. The record is from the annotation of a GenBank genome assembly. NCBI's taxonomy places the organism in Eukaryota, Metazoa, Arthropoda, Arachnida, Sarcoptiformes, Oppiidae.
GUAAAAAUGAGACUGAUACUUUUAACAAUAUUUAUCGCAUUAUAUUGCAGUGUUUUAGUUGACGAGUCCAGUGGUCACGGCUAUAUAGCCGACCCGCCGUCCCGAUCGAGCGCCUGGAGGUUUGGAUUUCCUACUGUUCCCAACUAUGAUGACAAUCAGCUAUUUUGUGGUGGACUUGAUUAUCAGUGGAAAAAGAUGGCCGGAAAGUGCGGUAUAUGUGGCGACCCAUACGGCGGUCCCCUCGACAAUGAACUGCCGAAUGGAAAGUAUGCCAAACAUCUCGUAAUCACCCGCUCCUACAAAAAGGGUCAGAGGGUUGACGCUAAGGUCAACAUCACUGCCAAUCAUAUGGGCUUUUUUCAGUUCAAACUAUGUGAGGGCAAGACUAUGGCCAAGGAGGUGACCCAGGACUGCCUGGACAGUCAUACCCUACAGGUGCUCGAGUCGAAAGACAAGUUCAAGUAUAACGUACCGUCGGAGAAGCCUAAAGUGUAUACCGUUCCCAUCAAACUGCCCGAUGAUGUCCAGUGCGAGCGGUGUGUCAUUCAGUGGACGUAUACUGCGGGCAAUUCUUGGGGUCAGUGUCCGAACGGGACGUACGCCGAGGGCUGCGGACCGCAGGAGACCUUCAGAGGCUGUGCUGAUGUGAAGAUUGCCUAAAAUAAUUGGUCUUAAGAAAUGAUUAUCUGUUUGUUUAUGACUUUUGUGAGACAUUUAUAAAACGAUGAUACAUAUUAUUAUAAACGUAUUUUCCACACUCAUUUUAAUGAUUAAAUCUUUAUAAUGAAAUGUUUUUAUUAAAUUAAUAAAACUGUAUUAUUUGCUUUAUAAA